Messenger RNA from Desarmillaria tabescens, 843 nucleotides. RefSeq lists its product as uncharacterized. The record is from RefSeq and is a predicted model, not a curated record. Lineage: Eukaryota; Fungi; Basidiomycota; Agaricomycetes; Agaricales; Physalacriaceae. The transcript is spliced from 5 exons. Bases 1 to 843 code for a protein of 280 amino acids.
AUGCGUUCUGCUCUCGCACAACGGCAAAACUCAGACCCAGAAGUGCAUGGAUCUGGUGAAAAUGGUUGGAAAUGUCUCCCAAACAUUGUCGAUGCAACUAUGUAUCCUGAAUGGGUUGAUAAUGAUAAAGGAGCAUAUCUACCUAUUUAUCAAACCGCAGGUAUCGACACGGCAGAAGUCACGAGAGCAGUCAUUAUUUUGCAGGGCAAGGUGAGUCAUAUUUCUGAAGCACGGACUGUUAUUUCCACUGCUGUACUCGUGCAUCAAAGGGCUUGCUGGUCGGAUUGGAAUACAGCAAAUAACGCACUCUACAAUGCAACCUACAAUGACCCGACUAUCAAGCAUAGCCAAAUAUCAAUCAUGUGCCCAUGCUUCCUUACGAAGGCUGAUCUAAACGCGGGCGCUGCAAAUGAUAGACAGCUCUUAUGGGAAGAAACGACAUGGAUAAGCGGACACCGCAAUGUCGCCCCUGACUCUGUAUGCGGAGUUAACAGUUUCGACGUUCUCGAUGCAUUAGUCGCGUAUUACAUGAACAGAAAUGUUUACCCAAAUCUAAAGGUCCUUGUCAUCGGAGGCCACUCAGCCGGAGGUCAGAUGGCUCAGCGUUACGUGACUUUGAGGAUACCUACUGACAACGACGACAUGUUGCAUUUCUGGGUCGCUAAUCCGGCAUCGCUGUGUUGGCUAACGUCGAAUCGUCCGUUUCCCGACGAUGGCUGCAAAGGCUUCGAUGAUUUCAAGUACGGACUGAAGUCAAAUUUCCCCGCGUAUGCAAGCAAGAGCGCUCGUGCUCUUGGAAGAGAUGAUAUCGUUAAGAGAUACUACAGCCGCACGCUAAAUUAG